Molecule: messenger RNA, 1129 nt
Organism: Quercus lobata
Lineage: Eukaryota; Viridiplantae; Streptophyta; Magnoliopsida; Fagales; Fagaceae
Gene: LPA19
Product: photosystem II 11 kDa protein-like protein
Exons: 5
Coding region: 226-858 (210 amino acids)
Biological process (GO): photosystem II repair; photosystem II assembly
Cellular component (GO): chloroplast thylakoid lumen; photosystem II
Source: RefSeq, a predicted model, not a curated record
CAGAAAGAAAGCCAAAAGGCAGAGAUUGCAAAGAUAAAGCCUUCGUGUGGUUAAGCAGCACACACCAGGUACAACUUUUUCAAAUGACAACAUAUUCAAUAAGCUGAAAAGUAAGCUGCAGGGCACUAAGAAAGAAAGGGUGAAUUGGUGUAAACAUGGGGUAGAGCAUGAUUCAAGGCCAUUGCUGCUGUUCUGUAGAAUGCGAGUUUUUAUUAUUAAACAAGGAUGGAAGUUUUUCUUGCACCAAAGACUUGCCCCUCUGUACUGUCCAAAAGAAUUAAGAACAUAUUGAAACCUGACAAUGAGUAUAAACUGCAACCAAGGUGUCAUGUUGUGCUAUCCUCUCAAGAAACUGCAUCAAGUCGCCGGCAUAUUAUAGUGUGCACUGGUGUGUCAUUGGUCACCACACUGACCUUCAACUAUGGCUUGACACCACCGGUUGUUUGGGCUGAAGAAAAGUCAAAUGGCCAAGAGGAAGAGGAUACAGGAGUUAUAGGGGCCAUCACAUCACUAUUUGAUCCCAAUGAGAAAACUAAGUCUGGUAAACUGUUGCCAAAGGCUUACUUGAAGUCAGCGAGAGAGUUUGUGAAGACACUGCGUGACUCCUUAAAGGAAGACCCAAAAGAUAUUGCUAAGUUUAGACGCACGGCAGAUGCAGCAAAGGAGUCAAUUCGAGAGUAUUUGAGCAAUUGGAGAGGACAACAAACUGUGGUUCAAGAGGAAUCAUAUGUUGUGCUAGAGAAAGCUAUUAGAUCAUUAGCCAGCUUCUACUCGAAGGCCGGCCCAUCUGCUGCUUUGCCAGAAGAGGUUAAGUCCGAGAUAUUAGAUGACCUGAAUGCAGCUGAGGGGUCCUUGUAAGACAUGAGCCUUUUUUUUUUUGGCCAGAUGAAUAUGUAGUAAACAAGAACUGAAGGGUAUCCAGAAUUCUACUUUUAAUAGUUUUUGUGUAUUUAUCUGUUCAAGCAAAAUUAUACUUAUUUGCUAUACUUGGUACUUCGACAAAAUUUGUAUGUGCUGCCUGCCAGGCACUCUUACAAAUUUUCUUUGUUUUUCAAUAUGUUCUUUGGAAGCAGCAAAAACAUGUAAUUGUAGACAUAAUGACCAUGGAAGGAAAGGAAGAGUUCAAGAA